GCGAGGGCCCCGUGAGUCCCAGCGCACUGAAGCUGCCUUUGUUUGACUGGGAACCAGAGAGAGAAAGAGAGAGAGAGGGAGCGGGCAAGAGAGAGGAGGAGGAGAGUGAGAGGAUUUUAGUUUGGAGGAAGUCGGGGAGAGAGAGGCAGAGUGGGCUCCAUCUCUCUCGCUCUGCUGUCACUCUCACACAUGAACAGGGCAAGUUUAGGUUGGAUCUGAGCUCACCAUCGCUGAAGAUGUCUUCACGCAUUCCUCCCUGGUCCUUUGGAUUAUUUCUCCUAGUCCUUCGGUUCUGCUGCCAUCACUCCUCUGCCUAUCAGCUGCUGGACGACCGUGGUUCUCAGGGAGCCUUGGACCUUACAGAGUUGAUCGGUGUUCCCCUUCCCCCCUCUGUCUCCUUUGUUACGGGUUUUGAGGGUUACCCUGCCUACAGCUUUGGACCGGACGCCAAUGUGGGCCGCCUCACAAAGUCAUUCAUCCCCGACCCAUUCUACUACGACUUUGCUGUCACGGUCAUAGCUAAACCCACCACACGGCGUGGUGGUGUGUUGUUCGCCAUUACAGAUGCUUAUCAAAAAAUUGUACACUUUGGUAUAGCUUUGUCAGAAGUGGAGGAUGGUUCCCAGAGGGUUGUAGUGUACUACACUGACCCAGGAACGACAGGUGGGACCCAGGAAGCUGCUUCCUUCAAAAUGGGAGACCUGACUGGAAGAUGGGCGAGGUUUACCCUGACGGUACAGGGGGCAGAGGUGCGUCUCUACAUGGACUGUGAGGAAUAUCACAGAGUUGCCUUCACCAGGAGUCCUCAGCCUCUGACCUUUGAGGCCAGCUCAGGGAUCUUUGUAGGAAACGCUGGGGGUACAGGCCUGGCGAGGUUUGUGGGUUCCAUCCAGCAGCUGGUGCUGAAGUCAGAUCCCACGGCCCCAGAUGACCAGUGUGAGGAGGAUGAUCCUUAUGCCUCUGGAUACGGGAGUGGAGACGAUGAUUAUGAGGAUGUUAAAGAAAGAGACGAAGUGAAGAAGAUUGUGGAGGAGAGAGAGUUUACCAUGCCGCUCCCAGAGCUCGACCCCACUUACAGCACCCCGGUCCCUGCUCCACCCACUGAGCUGUCAACAGUCAGCGAUGAUGAGGAUGAAGACAUCGAGGAGACUUCUGGACAGGAGGAGGAGAUGACCACAGUUGGAGCACGAUCAACUCAGACAGCUACUCAAGCCUCCAUACUGGACACUUCCCUCCAGGUGUCUGUUGGGCAGAAAGGGGAGCGUGGGGAGCCAGGUCCAGCCGGUCCCCCAGGACCCCCUGGCCCUCCGGGACGAGCCUCUGGAGAGGGAGAGGGAGAGGGAGGGGAGCCGGGACCACGCGGCCCACAAGGGCCACAGGGACCUUCAGGCCCACCUGGAGCACCUGGGAAAGAUGGACAGCCUGGGAGCAAAGGUGAAAGUGGUGUGCCAGGAGCUACUGGGAUUCCAGGAUUCCCAGGACUUCAGGGCGAGCCCGGUCUUAAGGGAGAAAAGGGUGAUGCUGGUGUUGGAUUACCAGGUCCUCCAGGGCCUCCUGGACCUCCUGGCCGAGCAAGCAAGUCUUCUGUGUUCCAGGAGGGGUCAGGAUUUGAAGACUUUGACAGUGAUGCAGAAAUUAUUAGGGGGCCUCCAGGGCCUCCUGGCCCCCCAGGACGGCCAGGGCCCCCAGGAACCCCAUCAACAGACAUCUUUCCCGGACCACCUGGGGCCCCUGGGAAAGACGGCAAGGACGGAGAGAAGGGUGAACCUGGGAUCCCUGGAGUUGAUGGAAAAGAUGGCGAUCCAGGGCCUGUUGGGGAGAAGGGAGACAAGGGAGAACCUGGUGUUAGUGGGCAGCCAGGACCAAAGGGAGACCAGGGCCCUCCAGGGUUCCCAGGGCUUCCAGGGUCAGAGGGUUCACAAGGGCAGCCAGGUCCCAGGGGUCCACCUGGCCCUCCUGGGCCCCCAGGACCCUUUGGAAGAGGCUUCGCCUUGGACUUUGAGGACUUGGAAGGAUCUGCACUGCAGACUGAUUUGGGCAAUGUGCUCUCCAGAGGCCCACAGGGUCCUCAAGGAAUCCCUGGACUUCCAGGACCCAAGGGUGAAGAUGGUUUAGACGGCUCUCCGGGAAAGUCAGGGCAAAAGGGGGAGAAAGGCGCUACAGGACCACCAGGGUUUCCAGGACUGGAGGGGCUAAAAGGGGAGGAGGGACCGAAGGGGGACAAAGGUGAUCCAGGACAAAAGGGUGAGGUGGGACGUGACGGACUCAGUAUUCCUGGCCCUCCAGGACCACCUGGACCCCCAGGACCCAUUAUCAACCUCCAGGAUCUUCUACUUAACGACACAGAUGGUGCCUUCAACUUCUCAGGGAUUUUUGAAGCUCAGGGACCUGCUGGACCACAGGGUUCAAAGGGGGACAUUGGGUUGCCAGGUGUUCAGGGACCUCCGGGACUGAAAGGUGAAAAGGGUGAACCAGGAUUUGUCAUUGCGGCGGAUGGAUCGAUGUUGUCAGGAGGACCCAAAGGAGUCAAGGGGGAUCAUGGUGUACCUGGACCCCCGGGAAUUCUAGGACCUAUGGGACCCCCAGGACCAAAAGGAGAGUUUGGUUUUCCUGGAAGACCUGGUCGUCCAGGCCUGGUGGGACCAAAAGGAGAGAGAGGGGACUCUGUGGGGCUGCCGGGACCUCCUGGCCCUCCUGGGCUGCCGGGCCGUCCAGGAAUGUUUAACUGCCCCAAAGGAACAGUGUUCCCCAUCCCUCUCAGACCCCACUGCAAAAUGGCAAACUGUUCAAGGUUUACCCCAACAUAUUCCUGCAUGCUGCAUGUCCAGUCUGGAAAGGUGAAGGCUCAGUGCCAAAAACUAAAUAAGCUUAAUCCCAAUGGAACCAUUGCAGUUGGUAACUGUCAGACAGGAGUGAAAGGAGAAAAGGGAGAGAGGGGCCUUCCUGGGAUUCCAGCUCCACCAAUUACAUAUCUUCCCAGGGGAGGCUGGGGGGCCAGAGGUGACCAGGGUAUCAAAGGGGAGAAGGGAGACAAGGGGGAGGCUGGUAUGCCAGGGCUACCAGGUAUCCCUGGGAGACAAGGGCUGGUGGGACCCAAAGGACAGUCAGUGCUUGGUCCUCGAGGCCCCCCUGGAGUGCCAGGUUCACCAGGUAUCCCAGGCUAUGGGAGACCAGGUCCCGUGGGUCCUCCGGGGCCUCCAGGGCCUCCAGGACCCCCUGGAUCACCCUCAAGAUACAAUUCAGCUCUGACCAUCGCUGGCCCCCCUGGACCUCCUGGACCACCUGGACCUCCUGGAUCUUCGGGUAACACAGCAUCUCUGAAAACAUUUUCGACCCGUGAAAGUAUGAUGCAGCACACCGUCAGGGACGCAGAGGGAACUCUGGCGUACGUCACUGCAACAGGAAGUCUUUUCCUCAAAGUUUCCCAGGGAUGGAAAGAAAUACAGCUUGGGAGUCUGAUCUACCUCUCCAAUAAUAUCAUACCACAAGAUGAGCCUCGAGUUGCAUAUCAGAUUAGAGGAGACACGAUGGAAAGAAUAACUUCAGUUAAACAGAGGCUCAAUCUGGUAGCCUUGAACCAGCCCCACUCAGGGAACAUGAUGGGGCUCAACAUGGCGGACCGGAUGUGUUACGAACAGGCCAAGGCGAUGGGCUUGGCUCCAAACUACCGUGCCUUCAUUUCAUCCCACAGGCAAGACCUGGUCCAUGUGGUCUACCCUGGUUUCCGUGAAAAUCUGCCAGUUACCAACCUCAGGGGAGAUGUGAUGUUUAGGAACUGGCGGUCAAUUUUCAACGGUGACGGGGGCCCAAUUAAUCCCAGGAUACCCAUCUACUCCUUUGAUGGCCGGGAUGUUUUAGCAGACCCCUUCUGGCCUCAGAAGAACAUCUGGCACGGCUCCAAUAGCAGGGGUCUCCGAGUGGUGGACAAACACUGUGAGAUGUGGCGAGCCGACCACAUGUCUGUUGUGGGACAGUCAUCCAGCCUGACCUCAGGUUUGCUCCUGGGCCAGCAGAUGCGAAGCUGUUCCAAUGAGUACAUCGUCCUUUGCAUCGAGACCCACAAAAACCCUUAAGUCCCAAUCCCACCCUCCACACCCCUUACCACUCCACCAAGGAACCCAUCCCAGCCACCGUAAAAGUUAAACAUUCGGGGAAAAGUUUUGUCUUUCUUUGGAAAGAACGCCAUUUCCAGCACAUCAUUGGUGCUAUGUGUAGCAUUUUGUGGUUUUAAAAACAGGACCACAUUUGAAACCCUUUCUUUUGCUAAGAGGAUGUUUUCUCCUCCUGACAUCACUCUGCGUUCUUUCUGAGGAGUGAGCAGAUUAAGAGGCAGUGACAAACUCUUGGCAAAGAUGUAUUCUGGAAAGGUAAGCUAAAGUGAAGUUGAUGCUACACUGUGGAAAGGGAAUCAUUUUGUGGAUUGCUUGCAAAGCAAAUUUUGUGCCAUAAAGGAAGCGUCCUUUUGUGUCGUAAAGCAAUAUGAUAGAUUUCCCAUUAUCUCCAGUGUUGUGGCACAUAAUGUAAAGGUAUUAAUUCAUGGCAGUAAUACUCUCCUCUCAAAGUGAAUGUGGUAAUGACUUAUCAAUGUUAAGAUAAUACACGCAGCACCUUUAACCUUUCUUUAAAAAAAAAAAGAAGUUGACUUCACAUAGUCACCCAGGGUUGUUGAGGAUAGGACGUCUCUUUUACAGUUGUCUUUUCUUUCGUCAAAAGACUGAACGUAGAGACUGGAGAGACGUUGCUACAGGAAUCUGCGCCUGUCCUGAAAUGUUUUUUUGUUUUUUUACAAAUGAUAGAUUUCCAAAGACUUUUGUGAUGGAAGCGCAAAAGGCUACUUUCAUUGUUAUGUUUACAGGUUGUCAUGGAACUUUUUAAGAAACAUUUUUAUGAAUUUCAGGAAAAGUUUACUCAAGAUUUCAAGGGCGAGAACUUUCCACAAUUUAUAGUGUUCCUCGUCCAACAACAGGAUGACCAGACAACCAGUGUUGCCACCAAAGUAAUUUUUGAUGCACUGUACUUCGUUUUUUAAAAAUAUUUUUUAGUUCAACAUUUUCAUCCUUGAAUGUGUUUGUGUUGUAGCUUUCCAUACCCCUUGAUGAUCUCACUCCUUAGCAGCUCUUUCUCUUAAUAGGCUAUUUAAUUUAAAUUCAAUGAUUUAUUUAUACCGUCACAGCACAUAACAUGAAAUCAAAUGAUUAAAUUUAAGAAUGUAAUUUAUCGUUCGUUGUUUGUCAGAUGACUGUUUCCUCUCACUUUUUUGCCUUUCUUCUGUUUUUUUUUUGUUGUUUAUAGAUGUCUGGAUUAAAAACAAAAUUCCACCUUGUUUAGGCAAACAAUUGAAACAAGUAAAAUAUUUUCAUGUUGAAAAACAAUUUCCUAAAGAAAUUUCAUGGGCAGAAGUGAGAAUACAUGUUUUUGU
This is a messenger RNA of Toxotes jaculatrix (banded archerfish), 5419 nucleotides long. RefSeq names its product collagen alpha-1(XVIII) chain-like. Gene Ontology annotation, cellular component: basement membrane. The record is from RefSeq and is a predicted model, not a curated record. NCBI's taxonomy places the organism in Eukaryota, Metazoa, Chordata, Actinopteri, Toxotidae. The transcript is spliced from 45 exons. The coding region runs from base 237 to 4073 and encodes 1278 amino acids.